Molecule: messenger RNA, 3581 nt
Organism: Adelges cooleyi (spruce gall adelgid)
Lineage: Eukaryota; Metazoa; Arthropoda; Insecta; Hemiptera; Adelgidae
Gene: CaMKI
Product: calcium/calmodulin-dependent protein kinase type 1
Exons: 11
Coding region: 311-1570 (419 amino acids)
Biological process (GO): protein phosphorylation
Molecular function (GO): ATP binding; calcium/calmodulin-dependent protein kinase activity; calmodulin binding
Source: RefSeq, a predicted model, not a curated record
ACAGCCGUACCGUGUUGACGUGGUUGUGGUCACCUCCUGUUGUCCGUCUCGCCACUCGUCGUACUUUCACCACUGCUCGUCUUUGGGGAAAAAAUUCCCACGUGCUCCGGCUAAUCGUUUUUUACACAUUUUUUUUUCCUUGAACGGUCCCCUUUGGGUGAUUGACUUUUUUUAAAUAUAUUUUUAAAGCGCGAACACGGACAUUUUUUUUCGCCCUUUUGGAUUUCGAACCCGAGUUUGGGGUUUGAAAUACAUACGUUUUGUGCUUUCGAUUAUUUGUUUUUUUUUGCGGAUAUCCAUUGCCGUCGCGAUGCCUCUGUUCGGCAAGAAGGACGUGAAGAAGGCUAAAAAGGAUUCUGAGAAGGCGCAGUCGAUCGAGGACAAGUACGACAUCAAAGACCAGCUCGGCACAGGAGCGUUCUCCGAAGUCAAGUUGGCCGUGAGUAAGGAACGACCCAACGAAAUGUACGCGGUAAAAAUAAUCGACAAAAAAGCUUUGAAAGGAAAAGAAGACUCUCUUGACAACGAAAUCAAAGUACUCCGGAGGUUCAGUAAGUCAGUGAAGAGAAGUGAUCAAUCAGGGACCGACGAUAAGAACGAGGGUAAAUGGCUCACUCAUCCAAAUAUAGUACAGCUGCUGGAGACGUUCGAAGACAAAUCAAAAGUCUACUUGAUCAUGGAAUUAGUUACUGGCGGCGAAUUGUUUGACCGUAUCGUGCAAAAAGGAUCGUACACCGAAAAGGAUGCGGCUCAUUUGAUCCGCCAAGUGUUGGAAGCUGUUGAUUACAUGCACGAACAGGGUGUAGUGCACAGGGAUCUUAAGCCCGAAAACCUUCUGUACUACAGUACGGACGAAGACAGCAAAAUCAUGAUCAGUGACUUUGGUUUAUCAAAAAUCGAAGACUCUGGCGUUAUGGCAACGGCCUGCGGUACUCCUGGCUAUGUCGCUCCAGAAGUACUGGCACAAAAACCGUAUGGAAAAGCCGUGGACGUUUGGAGCAUUGGUGUGAUAUCGUACAUCCUUUUAUGUGGUUACCCGCCAUUUUAUGACGAAAACGAUGCCAAUCUAUUCGCUCAGAUUUUGAAAGGCGAAUUCGAAUUUGAUUCCCCCUAUUGGGACGACAUCAGCGAUUCGGCGAAAAACUUCAUUAAACAACUGAUGUGCGUCGAUGCCGAAAAGCGAUACACGUGCCGCCAAGCUUUGGCACACCCUUGGAUAUCCGGUAACGCUGCCAGCAACAAGAACAUCCACGAAACCGUUUCGACACAACUCAAGAAGAAUUUCGCUAAAACCAGAUGGAAGCAAUUAAUGAACGCCAUAACGAUGGUGCAUAAAAUGCAGAGGUUAGCGAUGAACGUGUCAGACGCUGACGCAUCAUCGACGACGCCCGGGCCGGGCAGACAGAAGUGCACUACUAUUGUAGAGGAAGCCGAAAUCGAAUGUGACGGUGAUUCUUAUGAGUCUAACGAUGGCGGCAAUAAUAGUUACGGUGCAGAAGCAAGCCUUCCUAGCAUCGACGGUGGUGCGCAAAAUGCAAAUGAUGGCGUUGAACAGCGGAGCUGCGAGUAGCCAAGACGCGCCAACAGACCGACCGUCUGGAUCUAAUUUAUAGAUCAAACUCUGAAGCUCCAGACGAACAUAUUAGUACAUAAAAAAAAAAAAAUUUUUAAAAAAAAUCAAUAAUGUUGACAUUUAACACUCAACUCGAUAAAAUAUAAGCCAUUAACUGUUCUACCUUGUUUAAACACAAACACAACAGCUUUUAUAAACAUUUUACUGUAAUAAUAUUACAUUAUCAUCUCAUUAACGGUACGAUUAUGUUUUUAUUAAAUCUUACGUUAACAUAUUUAAGCGGGCCGUAAAUGGUUCCAUUAUUAUUAAAAUUUAAAUCUCAUUUUGUAGCUCUUCUAUUAAUUAUCAAUACCUACCUAAUAAUAAAUCGGGUACCUUUUUUUAUCGCCAUUAAUUUUAUUAAUUUUACGGUAUAUUUUAACCAAUUGUAAUCUCUAAUCGUAUAGCUUAGAUUGUAUUGUUGUAUUGAAAUCAUAAUCAAAAAAAAAAAAAUAUUAAUUCGUACUUUGUGUAAUAAUUGUAAAUUUGUUUUUAUUGUAAUCAAAUAAGUAAUGCGCUCAAAUAAGUCCAUAACAGCAACAGCUGGCAAGCCCAUGUAAGGUCUUCAGCAUUUUAUGAUACAGUUGAUGGAUCUCUCUUAACCUGCUUAUCGUAAAAUUCUAAAAACCAAAUAUUGUCAUAAACAUAAGUGUUGAAAACCUCUAAAAUUUGAACAACGACCACAAGUGUUAUUUUCAUUGAUCGUAUUAUUGUUAUCGUACUUGAAAAUGUUUCAUUGCUCAAAUUUCAGAGGCAAACAUUGUUGAUGAUUUUUUUUCAUUCGACGUUACGUUACUCACACCGAGAUACACUUUUUAAAUUAUAUUAUAACAACAAAAAUAAAAAAUAAAUAAUACAAUUAAAAAUAGCAGAGAUUUAACCACACAUAAAGUAUAUCUAAUUGCGUUUUAACAUUCCACAAAAGGUUUUUUUCGCCUACUUACAUAAUACAUUAUUAUCAUUAAAAAUUAGAAAUAUGUAUUCUGUGAUACUUUUGUGCACAUAGAUAUAUGUUAUUAGUGAAUACGAUUUAAUAAAUAAGAAAUAAUAAUAAGCCAAAACACUAUGCCUAGUACAUUAUACUUAAAAAAUAUCAUGCACGCAUGAUGCAUUAUUAUUAUUGUAUUAUACAUAAGAUUUGUUUCUUUUUUUUACGCACAAUUAAAAACAAUUAUAUAUAAUAUACCAGUUUUCUUAUCACAUGCACGUAAUUGUAAUUUAUUAUAACUAAAAUGUUCAUUUUAUCAUCCUUUAUAUUUCUAAAUUGUAACUUUCGUAGAGCUAUACUACUCGGUAUUUGAUUUUUCGGCUUUCAUUCGUUAUUAAACUUUAACUAAAACAUAGAUUAUAACUCUUAUUUUACAGUUUUACUUUUAACAGUAUUUACAUUACGUUCACAUUCUACAUAGGUAUAUUUUAAUAGAAUAUUAUCAAAAUGUGUAAUCACAAACAAUAAUUAGCAUUAUUGUUAUUUUAAUUAUUAUUAGUUUUUAUGGUAACGGCGCCGUCCGUGAUUUCCAUAACUAUAGGUAUAUUAGGUAUGUGUUAUAUUUCUUAAGCCUGAGAAGUUACAUAUUGUUUUUUAAACUUAAUUACGAUUGGUCACUUAAUUUUACUAAACACACUUAGGAUAAAUAUACAUUAAAUUGUUAUAUUUAUAGGGUUAAAUAUAUAUUACGACAAGUAUAAACUAUAAGCUGUUAUCAUACUUAAGUCACUAAGUUUAAUUAAUUACAUUAGCAUGCGGAUCUAACUGUUCAUCGAUAGGUUCGCCAAAUAUAUUAAUAUAUAUAUAUAUAUAUAUAUAUAUAUAUAUAUAUAUAUAUAUAUAUAUUAUAGUUAAUAUAUUAUUAUAUUAUUUAUACACUUUAUAUGUUUGGUUAUUAUUAUUAUUAUUCUACUAAGUUAAUUUUAGUAAAACUCUUUGAUCUAUAUACUUAACUUUUUUUAUCAUUAUUAACAGAUUUAU